AUGCCAUACACGUCCACGCGUGUACAUGCGAGCUUCGUUGUGUUGCACGCCGGGUCUGCUGAUAAUUCCAUACCCGACGCUGGUAAUACCAACGCGACUGCACAGCCGGAUCGGAUCGUUCAAGGCCCUACAUCGUCUUCUUCGUCCGACGGGUCUUCUAUAAGUGACGACGAACUGGGUCUAGCUGUUGGUGGUGGUCUCGUGGUCAUAGUACUGAUCUGUAUCCUUUUCGUUGGCCACAAACGACGGCGUAGAAUGGAAAAAGACGUCACACCCGAGCCAUCUCCAGGCACAUUGGACGCCUCCUCUAGACGUUCCCCAGCAGCGGACGCUCAAGAGCUCUACGUCCUCGACAGUAAUUCCUUCAUGUCUUCAUCUAUUUCGUUUGGUUCUCGAGUCUCCUGCUUCCUACAAGAACAGUCCACUCAAGAGGAAGCCAACGAGUCCUGGAAUCAUCCAGAGGUGACUGCAGUUCGCGUAUCUGUUAGUGAGAUAUCGCUAGACGAACUCGUAGCUCGAGGCACCAACAGCGAAGUGUAUCGCGGCCAGUAUAGAGAUCAAAUGGUAGCUAUUAAGAAGCCUCUGCCAAAUUGGCUUGGAGAUCGCAACAACCUCGACGCAUUCUUCGCAAAAGUCCGAGUGCUCUCGUCGCCAUCGUUGACACAUCCUAACAUCGUGUCGUUCCUUGGGGUGUCGUGGAGAUCGCUCGCUUACGUGUGUAUGGUAUCUGAAUUUAUGGCUGGUGGAGACCUGCGUUCCUUAUUGACUCGACGACAUCAUCACCACGCUCUUGUACGAGAUGAAUUCAGUCGACGGGGAUUUAGCCGCCAGAAAGUAUCCAUAGCAUCUCAAGCAGUGAGCGCAUUAAGCUUCCUACACGCUCAAGGACUCGUACACGGAGCCAUUCGGUCUCGAAACGUUCUGUUGGAUGAAAAUCUCAAUGCAAAGCUAACAGGUUAUCAAAGGAACAGUGCUCAGUCGGCCAUGGAUCGAAGGAGAUUGAGCCACGAAGCUUCACUCCUCUCAGUACCCCCACGGCUUUUAACAGCGGCCGUCCCGAUCGGAGUGGCGGACAGGUUACGACGAGAACGCACUCGGUUUGACGCUCUAUGGAGCGCCCCGGAGGUUCUUCGUGGCGAGCGUAGCAACGCGAAAACCGACGUGUUCUCAUUUGGAGUGAUUUUAUGCGAACUGGACUCGUUAGCAGCUCCCUAUGGCUACAGCGGUCGAUUUGGCGAACACGGCGACAGUGCGGAGCUGUUGGAGAAAGUAGCAGCAGGCCACGUCCGCGUGCAUUUCACCAGCUCGGGGAGAGCCAGACACGGACGGCGAGGGUCAUCGUCGCCCUCGGAGAUGGAUCCCCGUAUCACGGCGGCCAUCGUGCGACUGGGCAAAGCUUGCGUGGCGCUGGAUGCUUUCGAACGCCCCUCGGCCGCCCAGGUGUCGGCUGAGCUACACAAGCUGCUGCAGACGCCCGACCCCGAGCUUAGUCGUACGCAAGGACCGACGACAGCGUAG
This is a messenger RNA of Phytophthora nicotianae INRA-310, 1518 nucleotides long. RefSeq names its product TKL protein kinase. Bases 1 to 1518 code for a protein of 505 amino acids. Gene Ontology annotation, molecular function: ATP binding; protein kinase activity. Lineage: Eukaryota; Oomycota; Peronosporomycetes; Peronosporales; Peronosporaceae. Gene Ontology annotation, biological process: protein phosphorylation. The record is from RefSeq and is a predicted model, not a curated record. The transcript has a single exon.